Molecule: messenger RNA, 2767 nt
Organism: Falco peregrinus (peregrine falcon)
Lineage: Eukaryota; Metazoa; Chordata; Aves; Falconiformes; Falconidae
Product: heme-binding protein 1-like
Exons: 5
Coding region: 25-783 (252 amino acids)
Source: RefSeq, a predicted model, not a curated record
UUCCGGGUGCGGGGCGGAGGGGCAAUGGCGCGCGUCUCGUUGGAGGACCUGGACGGGCUGGGGGAGGAGGACGCGGCUGGCGGCGGCGAGGAAGAGGAGGGGGAGGAGGGGGAAGAAGAAGAUGAGCAAGAGCGGAGUCGGUUGUUCGCCCACUGGGAGGCCAUAGCCAGAACGCACCGAGUGAGCCUGCCCCGCGACAUGGCAGGCCCGAUCGUCCAGAUGAGCCGGCACAGCCAGGCCCGCCAGCCCGUGCCGUACGAUGCCCUCUCGCAGCAGGAGAAGUGCGAGGAAGCAGCCUACGAGGAGCGGCAAUACCCAGCUGGGAAGUGGGCGUGUGUCACCAAGGGGGAACCCAUGUAUGAGCAGAGCAUCUCCAUGAGCUUCAUGAAGCUCAUGCGCUACAUCUGCAAGGAGAACUCUGUAGGUUGCUAUCUGGGCAUGACAGUCCCAGUGCUCAACGAAAUCCACCUGACCAGGGAGGGGACCAGGCUAGAGCGUGAGGUCGUAACUGCCUAUUAUCUCCCAGAAGAGUUCCAGCAAAACCCCCCUGUUCCCCUGGACCCUGAAAUUCACAUCACCGAGAGGGCACCACUUCGGGUUAUAACCAGGGUUUUCUAUGGGAUGACCACCGAGGAGACAAUUCUGCGAGAGAUCAGUCUCUUCUGGGAGCUUUUGGGCUCCACAGACACUGUGCUCCGGGAAACCUACAUCGUGGCUGCUUAUGAAAAUCCCAGCGUCCCUCAGCGCCGCAAUGAGAUCUGGUUCAUCUGCCAACCACAGUGAGUCCCCUCUGUGACUGCAAAACCAUCCUGCAACUGGACUUGGUGUAGAUGGCAGUUCUGACCCAAAGGAGACAAAUGCACAUACUGACCCACCAUUCACCCACAAAAUGACAGACCAGGAGACUGCAGGGUGGGGUUGUGCUCUGCCCUGCGAGCACCCAGUCAGGGGAAAACCUGACCAGUCUGCACUUCACCUGCCCCCACAGGGGCCAGCUGAGGCUGGAGCUGACACUGGGGAGAGCCUGUGCAGCAGGCUUCUGGUGGGAAGCAUGUGGUGGAGGAUCAUGUAAAGCAGUAACUGUAUGGGCUUGUGCCAUGUGCUAGCCUGACCUGGGCUUCUCUGAGCUCUGAGCUGUGCCAGGCGUGCUAACCGGGCUCAUGGUUGGCAGAGUCACAAGCUGGUGGUGUCCAGAAGUCAAAUGACUGUGUACAAGGCGUGUGGGUCUGUCUGGGCUCUGGCCUGCUUCCUACGAGAAUGGCUGCCUGUCCUGAACAGGGACAGCACUGAAAUGCUGCUACAGGGAUGGUGGAGUUCGGUGGGGGAAAGGGCUUGUCACAGGUGACAUGUGGAUCCUGAAUGUUUCCUCCUGGGGUGGCUCUCUUUGGACUGUUGGGUCCUGUUGGGCGCUGGCUGUCACUCACCAUCCCUCAGCUGGGACCGGGGUGCUGGCAGCCUUUGUCCAUCAGUUGUGGGGGCUGUUUGCAGACCUGCUGCGAGUUGAGAGGGACAGGUCCUGAUCACAGCAGCAGUGACACCACUGUGCAUUGUGCUGUGCAUUGAUCAGUGAGUUUCACAUCCAUGAGUACCGUCAUGCUUUCCUGGGAGAAGCUGGCAGUGCCAACAGUAAAUAAACUCAAACUGCUGCAACUGCAGGUCACUGAUGAUGAGGGGUGCCCGGGCUGGCUUGGGCAGAGCCUUGAUGUCUGCCUCCUCAAGAUGCAUCAGGCUGUGAAGCUGUGGCUAACUAGAAGGGCUCUGACAUCUGGUCAGGUUAUGGCCUUAUGUUCAGCCAGGCGGAGCCUUGCAUUGCUGCAUAGGCUGCUUAUAUUGCUGUUACAAACAACUGUAGUCAUGCUCCCCUGCAGGUAAGGCGGAUUUUUGUUGGAUGGGGUCUGCUUUAGCCUCAUUUUUCCCCUGGGCAAAAAGUUGGCUCCUUUGACUGUGCUGCACAUGAGCACCUGAUCUUGGGGACUGAGAAUGUGAAUGUGACUGCGUGGUGUGCUGGUAGGCUAUGGGAACUGGCGUACUUUUGCAGGGAUGUGCUUAACUGGCUCGGUGUGGAGGGGCUUCUGACUGCUUCUGAGCCAGUUCCCAAGGAGUUUCCUCCUGCUGUAACUGGAGGUGGGCUGUGUGCUUCACCUCCCACUGCUGCUGCUCCAGAUGCUGGCCCUUUGGCCCUACAGUGCAGCCAGAGGAGGGGAAGCGGGGAAGGCCAGGGCCAGCUUUGAGGUCUCGUUGCCCUAGUAGUGCAGGUGGCUUCACUACCCUGUCCUGGCUGGCAUGGCAUCUGGCAGUGAGGAGCCUGGCUGCCCAGCCUGUGGCUGUGAAGGGAGCAGGGCCAGCUAUCUUACACCCUCUUCGAGGGAGCAAGGUAGCUUCAGGCAGAGUCUGGGCAAGCACAGCAGGAGCAGACAGUGGUUUCCUGGGUAUCUUGUGGUGCAGUUCUUGUCCCUAGGGCACUAAAGGCUGUAAGUAAGGGCUAGGAAGAUGCUGUGACAGCCUGCAGCUCUGAGGGUUGAUGUGGCAAGUGCUCCUCAGAUAAGAGUGGUGAUACCCGGAUCAGCAGUGCUGUGCUUACUUCCCUCCUGGGGAAGGAGAAGCAAUUCCCUUAUGUGAGGCUAGGAUCAGGUGGCUCAAUGGCAGUAGGAGAACAGUCAGCCAGUGUGGGUGGGACAGAGACCCUUCUUACUAUGCAUCAGCUACUUUGCUUGCUUGCCCUGAGCUUGCAGGUGGAAAUAAAACUUGCUUUCUAGAGCCUGUUGAA